AUCAACAACAAAACCUCUCUCUCUUUCACUUUCUCUCUAAAAACCAGAAAAAAAAAAAAUGGAGCUUUCAUCGAGAAAGCCUUAUUUCAUUGAGGAAGAAGAAGAAGAGAAUUUGGCUUCUUCUUUAUCAGAAAUGGAAGCUGGGUUUUCUGGUAACAAUAAUAAUAGUAAUAACCAUGGAAAUCCCCAAAACGGUGUCGUUUCUUCAAGCCGUUUCUCUUACGGUAGAUUAAACAGUCUUAGGAACAGUCAGAGUUAUUAUUACAAUCAAUACUCUGUUUCGUCUCCGAGAUCUGUUGUGUCUGGAAGAUUUCAUGAUUUCAGAUUCGAUAUUCAACAACCUCAUUUCUUGGACUCGUGUUUCCUCUGUAAGAAACCUCUUGGUGAUAACAGAGACAUCUACAUGUACAGAGGAGAUACACCGUUUUGCAGUGAAGAGUGUAGACAAGAACAGAUAGAGAGAGAUGAAGCAAAAGAGAAGAAACAGAAUCUGUCUCAUUCGGUGAAAUCAGCUAUGCGGAGGAAAGAACAAUCUUCACCAACUAGAUCUCGUGAUUAUGCUUUUCACAAUGGAACUGUUGCUGCUGCUUAAUUAAAAAUAUCUGGGAACUUUGAGAAUUAUUAUAAUUAAUUAGGUUAAGAAAAAAAUAAGCUAUAUUGUAUCUAACGCUAUGAAGCUGGUUUUGGAUCCUCUCUCUUUCUCUCGAGAUCUUAAGGAUCUUUUAAAACUUUAGCUUCAAGUCUUGGGAAAAAGAUGAAGAAGCUAAAGAUCCUUUAAUUUUCUUUUCUUUUUUUGUAAGAAAAAAAUAGUUUCUUGACAUGAAAUUUUGGGAGUAUGAGAAGAGAAAAUGUAAAUGCCUAUGUGAAUUAUAAUAGUCCAUGGCAUGUUUGAGUUAUAUUUUUUCUUUUGUUUUUAGAUUUCGGUAUCAAUGUCUUUCGAGGGAUAUACAGAUGUUAAAUCAAAUUUUAAUAUGUUGAAAUAUGAGAAUAUUAUACGAGAAAACAAGAGUAAGCAUUUUUUUUUAACUUGCUAUAUAGUUUUUUUUUUGGUAAGUACUUGCUAUAUAGUUUAAAUGACGUAUUUGUGAUUUGAUAUAAGAUUGAGCAAUAGUUUGAAAUUGAUUCUUUUUGUGGUAAGAUUUGGUGACUUGCGAAAAGUGGGAAAUAAAGGUUUUGCAACUUGUCUCCUCC
Molecule: messenger RNA, 1191 nt
Organism: Arabidopsis thaliana (thale cress)
Lineage: Eukaryota; Viridiplantae; Streptophyta; Magnoliopsida; Brassicales; Brassicaceae
Exons: 3
Coding region: 59-592 (177 amino acids)
Cellular component (GO): cytoplasm; nucleus
Source: RefSeq, marked reviewed